UAAACACAUGUUUUAGAGAGAGACCUUCUUUGAAAUGAAAGUGUGAGUGAAACACUUUUCCUACAAUAAAAUAUUUUAGCAAUUAUUUUAGAAAGAUUAUUAGUAUAUAGUUUAGUAGAAUGAUUAUCCUUGUCGUUGUUUAUGUUUUGGGUUAGAACAAAUUACUAUAAUUCGUCCCCGUCGGCGGAUCAGUCGACAUUUUUCACAAAUUUAACGAACAGAAGCCCUUAUUUUCAUAUUUGUUAUUCUUUAGUUUUAAUUUUGAAUCUAUUUUUUGGAAGAAAAUAAGUUUCGAGAUAUUUUGAACCUUGAAUUCUAUUUUUUAGAAAGGAAAGUGUGAGUGAAGCAAAUCGGGAAAGAUAAGAACCUAAGCAAAUCAAGGGAGUGAAUCAAGAUUUGAUUAGGAGGAUGUGAGUGAAGCCAACAAUAAUCUUGUUGGCUUCACUCACCAAAACAAGCUCCUAUCCAAGAUCAGAGAAAUCUUAUUAUAUCCAUUGUUGUUUCUUGUAGUUUUUGAAAGGCCUUGUAUAUUCGGCAAACAAUCAAGUUUGGCCUCCUCUUUGGGUCCAUACUUAGGUGCAAGAUCGCAUGAAAUGAGGAAGAGGACCUGUGAUUAUUACAACAAUCUUUGGAACAAUUUUAGUUUUACUGAUUUCAAGUGUUACCAGUAUUAUUAGCAUUCAGCAGCGUGAAAUUGAGCCUGGUAACAUGAAUCCUACCGAUCAGAUUUUGUUUACUCGUGGUCUUCUCGAUACUUCCCUUGUGGAAUAUAAUUUGCAGGAUUUAUCUUAUUCCUUGGACUGAUGAAUGACAGAUUGCAUCACUACAUAAGAGAACUCCGCUUACUCAGAAAAACAAUGGAGGCUGUAAAGAAACAAAGCCGGAGUUUAGAUGAUGCCAAGAAUGGAAGUUCUGAAGAGCUUGCUAGUCUGAAGGCUAUGAUCAAGACUCUUGAAUCGGAAUGUGCGGCAAAAACAGAUGAGCUAAAGGUCGCUGAAUCUAAAUCCGAGGCUUUGGAAAAGCAAUCGGAAGGCCUACUCCUUGAAUAUGAUCGGUUACUCGAGGACAACCAGAGCCUUCGCAGCCAGUUGCAGGAAAUCCGUCAUUUCUAUGGCAAGAAGAACAUGUAAUGUAAAACGUCUAUGUAACCUCAAACAUUUCACCCUCUUUUUCGGGCGUAAAUUGUUGCCUCAUCGGAAGAUGCUUGUUGUGACUCGUGCCAUAUUCUUCGUUGCAUAACUGGUGCUUUAGAGCUCUGUUCCUUCCGAACUAUUUAUAAAUCAACCUUUAUAUUUAGUAGACCUGCCUGAA
Molecule: messenger RNA, 1311 nt
Organism: Amaranthus tricolor (Joseph's coat)
Lineage: Eukaryota; Viridiplantae; Streptophyta; Magnoliopsida; Caryophyllales; Amaranthaceae
Exons: 2
Coding region: 804-1130 (108 amino acids)
Biological process (GO): intracellular protein transport; endoplasmic reticulum to Golgi vesicle-mediated transport
Cellular component (GO): endoplasmic reticulum; endoplasmic reticulum membrane
Source: RefSeq, a predicted model, not a curated record